CUUAUGCCUGGUUUUCACUAGGUCAAAAUAAUUGACAUCAAAAACUGCCUAAACGAACAGCUGUGCUUUUGGUGGCAAAUGCGUUUUCAUUACAACAUCCAAACUGACCGAAUGUCGAUACUGCAGUGCCUUUCAAAAACUGUCGUCAAUUUUUGGUGUCAGAUGAUUGACCACCUGUUUUCAUUUAUGUCAAUUGUGAAUAGGCAAUUGUGAACAGGCAAUUUUGACAGCUGUUAAAUUGAAGAUAUAAUUAUUUUUAAAUAAGUGCGUGAAAGUGUAAAAAUGAAUAAAAAUAGAAAAAUUACAAUAGUAACUGCAGCGUUAUGUCUUAUAACGUCAUUAAAAGCUUGGAAAAAGAAAAGGACUCAGCAAAGGAAACCAAAGCAGUGGUGGAUUAGACCAGGAUUAAGGAAUCGUUGCACCAGUGGAUUUUACUCCACACUUCGAUCCAAGCUGGUUUCUCAGGACCCAAAGUGGUUGAAGAACUUCCUGAGGAUGACUAUGGAAGAUUUUGACUUUUUAGUGGCGCGCCUUACUCCACAUAUUUAUAAACUAAAUACAAGAUUCCGUGAAGCGAUAUCGGUCGGUGAAAGACUGGCGGUAACACUACGCUAUUUAGCCACAGGAGAUAGCUUCUCAAGUUUAAUGAGUGUUUUCCUAUUGGGAAAAACUACUAUCUGCCAUGUAGUGCAUAACACGUGUAGUGCAAUUUUUAAAGCUUUAAAGGACGAGUUUUUAAAAGUUCCAAACACUCAUGAGGAAUGGACAGAAAUAGCGGAAUGUUUUUACCAGCGAUGGAAUUUCCCUAAUUGUUGCGGUGCGUUGGAUGGGAAACAUAUAGCGAUUCAGGCGCCUGCGAACUGCGGUUCUGAGUAUUUCAACUAUAAGAAAUACAAUAGCAUCGUUUUGAUGGCAAUGGUUGAUGCCGACUAUAAAUUUUUAUUUGUUGAAGUUGGAGCUUAUGGUCGGGAAUCUGAUGGAGGCGUUUUCGCAAGAUGUGCUCUUUCGACGGCACUUGCAGAAAACAGUUUAAAUUUUCCGCCAGCGAAGUCACUUCCACAUGAAAGUGAUGAAAUGCCAUUUGUCAUUGUAGCUGACGACGUUUUUCCAUUAAAAACAUACUUAAUGAAACCAUUCAGCUUCCGAAAUCAAGUGAUGUCGUUCAAAAUAUUUAAUUAUAGGCUCUCCAGAGCAAGAAAUGUGGUGGAAAAUGUGUUUGGCAUUUGUGCAUCGCGUUUUCGGAUCCUUAGAAGGCCGAUGGACGUUACUCCCGAACAUGCGACAGUUAUUGUCCUCGCGAUUUGUGUAUUACAUAAUUACCUAUUAAUACGCAAGUCUAUAUAUAUAUGAAUGUCUGACGUAGACAAAGACACAAAUGGCAUUACCGAUCCAGGUAAUUGGCGAAUGGAGUUGGGGGAAAAUGGAAUGCUUCCAUCAGUUCGGCCAAGCAGUGUUUUAGGUAGACCAGCAGACAGCGCGAUAAAUGUCCGUGAAAGAUUUAUGGAGUAUUUCAUGACUCCUCAUGGAGAGGUUCAAUGGCAAUAUAAUAGGACAAUAUUGCAUAACUCUUCUUUGUAGUUUACUCCUAUCUUUCUCAUUUAUAAAUGUGUAAUUCUAUAAUUUAACUUAUUUUGUAAAUACAAAAUAUUUUCAUUAUACCUAUUUUAAAAACUUUCUGAAUUUUAAAUAAAA
Messenger RNA from Bactrocera dorsalis (oriental fruit fly), 1692 nucleotides. RefSeq lists its product as uncharacterized. NCBI's taxonomy places the organism in Eukaryota, Metazoa, Arthropoda, Insecta, Diptera, Tephritidae. The record is from RefSeq and is a predicted model, not a curated record. The transcript is spliced from 3 exons. Bases 283 to 1350 code for a protein of 355 amino acids.